AUGUCGUCAACAAGUGCGUAUCUGGAAGGUCUAAUUGAGGAAUGUGGCGGAUUUUCACGAUUUCAAUGGAUUAUGUUUUCGUUGAUGAUGUAUAAUAAAGUCGCCAUCACCUGGAAUAUGAUGAUAAUGACAUUUGAUGGAGCAAUUCCUGACUGGCAGUGUGGAUUUACAAACUAUUCAAACCCUGGUACGACCCCAUCCAUAGAUAUGAACGACCUAUAUUAUACAGAAGGGCAGUGUUAUCCUCCACAAAAUGUUACCGUUCAGAAUUGCCAGGAGUACAAAUUUUCUGAUAGUAUGAAUACUAUUGUGAGUGAGUGGACGCUGAUAUGCGACAAAGACUGGGUAGCCUCUUCUAUCACGACAAUUCAGAUGGCCACAAUACUGGUCAGUUGUAUAGCCUCUGGCCACCUCGCAGACCUUAUUGGUCGGAAACCGACUUACUUUCUGUCUUUGGCAGUAAUAACUGUUCUAAACAUUGCAGCUGGAUUUUCAACAUCAUGGAAAAUGUUUGCAGUAUUUCGUGUUCUGUUGAUCUUUUGUCUCGGUGCGGCCAUGACUGUUUUCUAUAAUUACCUGAUAGAGUUCAUUCCAGCUAAAAGAAGAUCAGUUGCCAUAGCAUUUCCAGUAUGGUCAAUCUGGACCUGUGCGCUGGCGUUCGUGGCUAUGUGGCUACAUGAUUGGAGGUACUUGCAAUUCUCUACAGCUGUACUUAUCCUACCGUGUGUAUUUAUGUGGUGGGUUCUUCCAGAGAGUUUCCGCUAUCUCGUCAUCCAUGACCGACUAGAUGAAGCAAAGGAAGUCGUCUGCAAAAUAGCGCGAAUCAAUGGUAAACCGGAACCGGAUAUGAGUAAGAUGAGUUACCUUGUGAAAGAAGACUUUAAAGUCGACGCAGAUCGGAAAUACACGAUUUUGGACGUAGCCAAGUCCAAACAGCUAAGGAAGUAUACGUGUCUGCUAAGCAUUGUAUGGAUGUCCUGUGGGUAUGGCUACUAUGCCAUUUCCUUUGGUGUUCAGAGUCUUUCCGGGAGCUUAUACCUCAACAUGUUUCUGUUAAGUGUAGUAGAAAUUCCUGCACAGGCCUCCUCAUACUACCUCACCAAUAGAUUUGGCAGAAAACGGAUGGCAAUUGUUUCGCUAUUGGCGGCUGGAAUUACCGGCUUUAUCGUAGCAGCUCUACAAAUAUCUGAUUUGGAAAUGAAGGACUCCCUGAUCAAUGGCUUUGCCUUAGCUUCGAAAAUGAGUGUUAUUGUUGCCUGGGCGACGCUGUUCAUGUUGUCGACGGAGUCAUACCCUACUGUCGUUAGGAACAUAGGAAUUGGAAUGCUGAACUCUUUUGCAAGAGUUGGUGGUUUGAUAGCACCUCAAUUGGUAUAUGUUAGCAACCAUCUUCCAGGAGCCAUGUACUUCGUUUUUGGUGGAUUGAUGGUCCUUUCAUCAUUUAGUCUGAUUUUUAUGCAAGAAACAAACAAAAAGCCUAUGGAAGAUGGCAUAGCAACAGAGAAGAAAGGGGGAGAAGAAAUGCAGAGUUUACAAAUCGAAACAAGCAUUUGA
Molecule: messenger RNA, 1554 nt
Organism: Mizuhopecten yessoensis (Yesso scallop)
Lineage: Eukaryota; Metazoa; Mollusca; Bivalvia; Pectinida; Pectinidae
Product: solute carrier family 22 member 6-A-like
Exons: 8
Coding region: 1-1554 (517 amino acids)
Biological process (GO): transmembrane transport
Cellular component (GO): membrane
Molecular function (GO): transmembrane transporter activity
Source: RefSeq, a predicted model, not a curated record